CCGCCCAGCUGGGGCUCCGUGGAGCUCAGACCAGACGAGACGCGGCGCAGGAAGCAGCUCAGCUCCUCGCUCUGCUGCCUGAGAUGGUUCAGUGAGACCCUCUGAACAGAACCUCUGGGAACAGAACCGACAUGAGUAAGUUUGCCAAAGCUCUGUACGACAACGUGGCAGAGUGUCCAGAUGAGCUGGCCUUCAGAAGGGGCGACGUGGUCACGGUGCUGGAGCAAAGCGUGGCCGACACCAGCGGAUGGUGGAUGUGUUCCCUGCACGGCAGACGGGGUCUGGCCCCUGCAAACCGAUUAGAGCUCCUGCUGCAGACCUCCACUGCUGCAGAACGCCUUCGACACGACAGAGACAGUGAUGUCAAGGUGCAAAACAUCUACCAGAUCCCCAGUACACCCCGGCCCAUCAGCAGCCCUGCCUAUGAACGCAUGGACAUUGUCUACAAGGUCCCAUCUGUGCCUUUGUCAGCUUCCUGCAGUCCGAUCAUGUCGGCUCUGAGGCAGAGCCCAGAUGGAACGGCCAUCAACAAGCCUUCCUUCUGCAUGGCAUCCAGCCCAAAACAAGUUUACGAUGUUCCGCCCCAGUCAAGAGGAGCUUCCCUCCCUGUUGAAUCAUCCCCUUCCCUCCAAAUGGCAAUGCAAAAGCCUACAGCUUCAGUUCCAGAGACGGAGAAAAAAUCGGAGACUGCAGAACCAUUAAGGGGCAACGAUCAAAGAGACUCUUGUGUAUAUGCAGUUCCUCCACCCGUGGCCUCCGACCCAAACUAUGACAUCCUUCCUCGCUCAGCCACAGAACACCAACGUAAACUCUGCGCUGGAUUUAGCACACUUCCUUCUCCCCAGAAGCAGGAGUGGAUCUACGAUGUCCCAGCCGGGUCAGAGAAGCAAAGCAACAUGGAGGGCAACUAUGACACCCUGCCAGCCAGAGCUGAAUGCAGACACGUCUACGACACUCUUCCAGCUCGGAGAUCAAAUCCAGAUUUCCUGAUCUAUGAUACACCCAAUGCCUCCAAACUAUUGCCCCCACUUUCAGACAAACACCCAACAGAGAGAUUACCGCCGGAGCAGGACCACCUUAGCCAGGUGGUCAGCGAUGCUUCAGAAGAUCAUAAAGACCUGGAGAGAAGGGGCGAUCCAAAUAAAACUUUGGAGCACAAAAGGGUGCGCCUGCAGCGGAUGAGGAACUUUUUGGCUUGUGCAUCUUUCCCUGACCUUCCAGGUGGUGGGAAAACUCUGGUGGCUGGAGAAGAGCAGCUCAGGCUUUCUACUGAAGUUAACCAGAGGAUCAGCACAGCCUCCAGCUCUUCCACCAGCUCCUGUGACUCUCUGCCCCUGAGCUCAUCUUCCCCUGAGCCUCUUCGAGAAGUGACUCUCUGUCAGGAAGACGCCUGCCGAAAACUGCUUGAGCUUCAAGAGUCGGUUUGUGGGGCCGUGCCGCGGCUCAUGGACUUUGUAAGCAGCAACUGGAGGAGUAAAACCCACCUGGAGAAGCACCUCCAAGAAAUCCAGGUAGCAACAGAGAAGGUGGUGUCCGCUCUCACCUGCUUCCUCAACUUUGCUCUUGAUGUGAGGGGUAACUCUCGUCGCCUGACUGACACGAACCUGCAGGUCAGGCUCCACAAGCAGCUCUCCAUAGUGGAGGAUUCUGUUGUGAUCCUCCAACAAACGGCGAGCUCUCUCAACGCAACCGGUUGGGCCCUUGACUCCCUCUGCCAGGACCCGGGCCAGGUCCAGAACCCUGACCAACUGGACCGCUUUGUGAUGGUGGCCCGCACCGUGCCUGACGAUGUCAGGCGCCUUGUCUCCAUCAUCUACGGAAACGGUAAGCUUCUGUUUAAAGCUCCGCCACGAGAUCAGGAGCCUGUGAGCAGCAGGAGUCCACCACAGACCAAGGAAGGUCUGGAUAAACCAGAAUCAGAGUCAGGAGAGGACGACAACGACUAUGUAGAGCUACAGAAAAAGACUGAAGAAAGGAGGCCAGAAGAAACGAAUAAAGAAGCGAAAGAGAGCGUCUCACCAGUCUGCCAAAAGGCUGAGCCCAGAAGCAGCGCAGAGGAACAGCAGCCAUCCCUGUCAGAGCACUGCAGGCUCUAUUUUGGAGCUCUUCAAAAGGCCAUCGCUGGAUUCGUGGAGAGCCUUCGAAAUAACCAGCCACCAGAGAAGUUCAUCUCCCAGAGCAAACUGGUCAUCAUGGUGGGCCAGAGGCUGGUCAACACUCUGUGCAAGGAGGCCGCCCGUCGAGGCUCCUGCCAAAGCCUCCUGUGUAAGAGCAACCACCUGUGUGCGCUCCUCAAGCAGCUGGCUGUGGCCACCAAGAAGGCGGCCGUGUACUACCCAGACAAACAGGCUCUGCUGGAAGUCCUAGAGUUUGCGAAGGAACUGGCCCAGAGAGCGCAGCAUUUCCGUAAAUCACUCGCCCUUUAGGCACAUGAAAGCAAACAUGUCAUCCUUUAACUUUUUCUUUUUUCUUUUUCUAUGACCUCUGAGCCACAGCUGGUGAUAUGUGUUGAUUAGUAACAAACGCAGGUUUUCAAACGUUUACCAUAGAUGAGAAGUCGCUUUGGAGGACCUCCUUGCACAUUUAAGAUGCUGGAACUUUUCCAAUUUUAAAUGCAAUUUUAGAAUAGGGUUAUAGCUAUUCUUUUUAUACUUUACUAAACCUUCUGUAAAUGUGGUUUAUUGCGUUUGAGAUUUAAUUUUUUUAGGUAAAUGUGCCUUCUGUAAAUAUCUUUGUAAAGUUGCCUUAAAAACUGUUUUUGCCAUUUUCUUUAUCACGUUUGAGAUUUAAUUUUUUUAGGUAAAAGUGCCUUCUGUAAAUAUCUUUGUAAAGUUGCCUUAAAAACAGUUUUUGACAUUUUCUAAGCUUGACGUCAAAAAUGAAAACAAAAACAUUUUUAUCUGUAU
This is a messenger RNA of Cyprinodon tularosa, 2906 nucleotides long. RefSeq names its product Cas scaffold protein family member 4 (gene cass4). The record is from RefSeq and is a predicted model, not a curated record. Gene Ontology annotation, molecular function: protein binding. The coding region runs from base 132 to 2426 and encodes 764 amino acids. Gene Ontology annotation, biological process: cell surface receptor protein tyrosine kinase signaling pathway; cell migration. NCBI's taxonomy places the organism in Eukaryota, Metazoa, Chordata, Actinopteri, Cyprinodontiformes, Cyprinodontidae. Gene Ontology annotation, cellular component: plasma membrane; cytoplasm. The transcript is spliced from 7 exons.